Messenger RNA from Monopterus albus (swamp eel), 2034 nucleotides. It is a transcript of the gene chordc1b, whose product is annotated as cysteine and histidine-rich domain (CHORD) containing 1b. The coding region runs from base 84 to 1106 and encodes 340 amino acids. The record is from RefSeq and is a predicted model, not a curated record. NCBI's taxonomy places the organism in Eukaryota, Metazoa, Chordata, Actinopteri, Synbranchiformes, Synbranchidae. The transcript is spliced from 11 exons.
AUAGCGACUCUGUCUCUCCUAGAAGCCCUUCAGUGGUUAGUUACAAAUCUGGUCACCAGUUAAACUUCUUUUUACUCGUCACCAUGUCUGUUUUGUGUUAUAACAAGGGAUGUGGUCAGAGAUUUGAUCCAGAAAAUAACCCAGACGAUGGCUGCACCUAUCAUCCAGGAGUCCCAGUAUUCCAUGAUGCAUUGAAGGGGUGGUCCUGCUGCAAGAGAAGAACGACUGACUUUUCAGACUUCCUCAGCAUUGUUGGCUGUACAAAAGGUCCCCAUAAUAAAGAGAAACCGCCUGAGCCAGUAAAACCAGACGUGACAUCAUCAGGAGAAAAGAAAGAGGCAGAUGACCAAAAACCAAAGUUUAACGAGUACAUCAUCUCUGCACCGAAGCCUCAGGAGGCUAUAUGCAGACCGAGUGCUGAUGAGCCGAUGGUGAGAUUGCAGCAAAAGGUCUCUGCCUCUCUGAAGCAGGCUCUGGAGAAGCUGAAGCUGGCUGAAAAUGCAACAGAGGAUAAAGAGGAAGAUAGUGAUGAGAUCAAGAUUGGAACGUCCUGCAAAAAUGGAGGGUGUACUAAAAGUUUUGAAGGCCCUGCAAGUGAUUCUGAUGUGUGCUUAUACCACUCUGGCUGUCCAAUCUUUCAUGAGGGGAUGAAAUACUGGAGCUGCUGCAAGAGGAAAACUUCCGACUUUAACACCUUCCUCUCUCAAGAGGGCUGCACCAAGGGGACACAUCUAUGGAGGAAAAAAGAUGCGGGUAAGAAAGUGGUUCCAUGUAGGUUUGACUGGCACCAGACCGGGACACAGGUCAUCAUCUCUAUCUACGCCAAGAACACUGUCCCAGAGCUAAGCUACGUGGAUGCAAACAGCACCACGCUCAACAUCCAUGUUAUAUUUGAGGGAGAAAAAGAAUUUGAGCAGAACAUUAGCUUGUGGGGAGUGAUAGAUGUGAGUAAAAGUAUAGUAAACAUGAUGGCAGCCAAGAUUGAGGUAGCCAUGAAGAAGUCCGAAGCCAUGUUAUGGGCCCGACUGGACCUCCCUCCCCCUGUCACCCCGCCCAAGGAGAACGAGAAAACUGAAGAGUCUGAUAGUGAGGAUGAAGAUGAAUGAUAAGUACUAAAAAUAAAACCAUAGUAUCUAUUUUUAGCUGAAUCUAAGGCUACACAGUCCAUUCAUUACCUCUUUAAAGAGUUGUCUCUUUUUCUGUCAAGGACUUUUGGCCUCCUCAACAUUUGCAGAAUGCUUAGUAGUUUUUGAGGUGACUUCUUCAGUUCCUUUUCUUAUGUAGGAUGCUAUGGUAAAAAGUAUUUUUUACAACGUUUUUCACUCACGUCCUGGUUGAUAAUAGGGAUGAACACCAACUUUUAUUAGCCUUUUACUCAAGUGACACCAUGACACACGUGUCAAUUGCACUGAAUAAGAUAGGUGUGACAGUACUUAAUUUCACACCCUUUCAUGUGACUGCUCACAUCAAGUCAUUGUGAUGGGCUGCAGUUGUGACCACUUCAACAGCCUCUGGUAAAACAUUAGUCCACCUUUGCAUUUCCAUUUGUUUGUGUUCUACUUCACAUGUUAGAGGUGUUAUUCGUACUGUUUAUAUAUAAUUUUGUCAUUCCAUGCUUUAGUUUUAUGAAUUGUACAAAUUAUUGAGUUGUUUCAUCCACCAGUGUCACAUCAGAACGAAUACUGUCUUCAUAGGUGUACACUCAGCGGCCACAUUAUUAGGUACACCUGUACAAUUGUAUGCACUUAAGUGCAACAUUUCCACCUUAACAUCUGUGUUUAUGAAGCUUAAUGUUUCAGUUUGACCAGUUGAAACUCACAAAUGUAUAAAUUCAGUUGUGUUUAUUAUUGAGGUCAUAGUUAAAGGUGUUGCUGUACUGGACUACAUUAUUUUCAGAUGUGUUUAUAUUUUUGUCCUCUCCAGUUAUAUGAAUUGUACAGGUAAGGCAAGGCAUUGCUAUUUAUAAAGCACAUUUCAUACACAGAGGCAAGUAUAAACAGUAACAGCAUUAAAACCAGAUUAAAAUCAUUUAAG